AAAACCGCCCCCUGUUUCUCCUAAACAUUUUCCUCUUAUAAAACCCCAGAAAUUACUCAAAGUAGUAGUCAUCAUUCGUUUCUAACAUUUUCUAGAAAAACUGAAUACUGUAUUUCACUACUUCUUGAAUCGCCAUGGACGCGAAGAUCGGAGCAAUUGACACGUGUAAACCGGCGAACAACGAUGUGGGAAGCUUACCAACAACCAACACCGUUACCAUACACACACCUACCGUUCCGUUCAACUCACCGGACUCUACACUAGGCCGUCACUUAGCACGCCGUUUAGUACAAGUCGGUGUCACUGACGUUUUCGGCGUUCCCGGCGACUUUAACCUUACACUUUUAGACCACUUAAUAGCUGAACCUGGGCUUAAAUUUAUUGGCUGUUGUAACGAGCUAAAUGCUGGAUAUGCUGCUGAUGGGUACGCUAGAGCUCGUGGUGUUGGGGCUUGUGUUGUGACUUUUACUGUUGGUGGACUUAGUGUUCUUAAUGCCAUUGCUGGUGCUUAUAGUGAAAAUCUUCCUUUGAUAUGUAUUGUUGGUGGGCCUAAUUCUAAUGAUUAUGGAACUAAUAGAAUACUUCAUCAUACUAUUGGAUUGCCUGAUUUUAGUCAAGAACUUCGUUGCUUUCAAACCGUCACUUGUUACCAGGCAGUGGUGAAUAACUUAGAGGAUGCACAUGAACUGAUCGAUACAGCAAUAUCUACGGCGUUGAAAGAAAGUAAGCCGGUUUAUAUAAGCAUAGGUUGUAACUUGCCGGGGAUUCCACACCCCACUUUUAGCCGUGAACCGGUUCCAUUUUGCCUCUCUCCUAGAUUGAGUAACCAGAUGGGUUUGGAAGCAGCAGUGGAGGCAGCUGCAGAAUUCUUAAACAAAGCUGUGAAACCAGUUGUUGUGGGAGGGCCAAAAUUGCGUGUUGCAAAGGCAUCUGAGGGGUUUGUUGAAUUGGCGGAUGCCAGUGGAUAUGCUGUUGCAGUGAUGCCAUCGGCUAAGGGGAUGGUUCCAGAACAUCACCCGCACUUCAUUGGAACUUACUGGGGUGCAGUGAGCACGGCAUUCUGUGCUGAAAUUGUGGAAUCCGCUGAUGCUUACUUAUUUGCUGGACCUAUUUUUAAUGACUAUAGCUCUGUUGGGUAUUCUCUGCUUCUUAAGAAAGAAAAAGCAAUCAUUGUCCAGCCGGAUCGUGUGACUAUUGCGAAUGGACCUGCAUUUGGUUGUGUUCUAAUGAAGGAUUUCCUUGCUGCGUUGGCCAAGAGGCUAAAGCACAACCCAACUGCAUACGAGAAUUAUCGUAGGAUUUAUGUUCCAGAGGGACAUCCUCUCAAGUGUGAGCCUAAGGAGGCAUUGAGGGUUAAUGUUCUCUUUGAGCACAUUCAGAGGAUGUUGUCUGGUGACACUGCUGUGAUUGCGGAGACAGGGGACUCAUGGUUCAAUUGCCAGAAGCUUAAACUGCCCGAGGGAUGCGGGUAUGAGUUCCAAAUGCAGUAUGGAUCUAUCGGUUGGUCUGUUGGCGCAACUCUUGGUUAUGCUCAAGCAGCACGAGAAAAGAGGGUGAUAGCUUUCAUUGGUGAUGGUAGCUUUCAGGUGACUGCUCAGGAUAUAUCAACAAUGCUGCGAUGCGGGCAGAGGACUAUCAUCUUCUUGAUAAACAAUGGUGGUUAUACAAUUGAAGUUGAGAUCCACGACGGACCUUACAAUGUGAUUAAGAAUUGGAAUUACACUGGACUAGUUGAUGCAAUCCACAACGGGGAAGGAAAAUGUUGGACAACCAAGGUUCAUUGUGAAGAGGAGCUUGUGGAAGCAAUUGAAACUGCAACUGAAGCCAAGAAAGAUUGCUUGUGUUUCAUUGAAGUGAUUGUUCACAAGGAUGACACCAGCAAAGAGCUGCUUGAAUGGGGUUCUAGAGUCUCUGCAGCUAAUAGUCGUCCGCCAAAUCCUCAGUAAUAUUUCUGAAUGCUCGUAGCUAGUUUCAGAUUAGUGAAAAUUCUGGUUUCCAAGUUGGCGAGUUCCCACGUUAUAUCUCAUGUUUAAUUUCUGGGGUUUGUAUCCCGUGAGGGUAUUCUGCUAGUAUUGCUUGUUCAUAAGAUUGUCUAUAUUAGGAUUGUUGUCUCUUCAUUUGACAAAGUUUCGUUUACAUGUUGUCUCGUUUAUGAAACUUUGGACCUUGUUAAUUGAUCAUAAUAUUGAUCUACGUGAACAGAAGAUAUGACUGUA
Molecule: messenger RNA, 2216 nt
Organism: Nicotiana tabacum (common tobacco)
Lineage: Eukaryota; Viridiplantae; Streptophyta; Magnoliopsida; Solanales; Solanaceae
Product: pyruvate decarboxylase 1-like
Cellular component (GO): cytosol
Molecular function (GO): magnesium ion binding; pyruvate decarboxylase activity; thiamine pyrophosphate binding
Source: RefSeq, a predicted model, not a curated record